AUGGAUGUAGUCAAUGCAAGGUCCGGCGAAUCAAGGUCAGCAUGUUCGAACCAGACACUCCCAGCAGCGGGCUUAUAUGCUGAUGUCGCGUCGCAGUGUAAUGAGGUGCAUCCAGUUUGUAACAACUGCGAACGUCGCCAAAUAUUCUGCGACUUUUCCGUGUCUCCCGGUAGUAGCAAAUCUCCCAGCACUGCAGCUCCAGAUGUACGAAGGCAAGGGAGUCAAGCAGGAUCGGUCAGUGGGUCACAGCGCACUCCUACGCUGCCUAUCGUCGAUCCAUUUCAGCAGCCUGACCUCGUGAGCACCAAAAAGAGCACGGAUCUGGACGUGACCGACCUUCGAUUGAUGCAUCAUUUCACCAGCGUGGUCGCCCUCGACCUAGCAAAUGCCCAAACUCCCGAAGCACAGGCAUUGUGGCAGGUCCAUGCGGUUAAGCUGGGCUUGAAGCACGAAUUCCUUCUCCGAGGCAUUCUGGCUGUGUCAGCAUUCCACCUUGCCUAUCUUUAUCCUGACAGGAAGGCCGAGUAUGAAUUGAUUGGGACGACGCAUCAAAGCCUGGGUCUGACCGAGUUUCAAGAAACACUGGCACAUGUCGACGAAACCAACUGCCAGGCACUUUUUGCCUUUUCUUGCCUGCUGAUCGUUCUGGCCUUUGCUUCCAGUGCGAAAGACAAACCCGAAGACUUUACUCAUGAUGUGUUGCAUUGGUUCUAUUUGCUGAGGGGGGCAAACAUGGUCCUCAAUAUGCACCACGACACAAUCCGAUGCAGCUUUCUCAAGCCGUUACUGGACGAGAUGGCGCAUAUGGACAACAUUGCGGCCUAUAGAUUUCCAGAUACCGAUCAGAUCACUAAGCUUUUUCGGGUUUGCGGUUCUUCGGAACACGACAAAGAGACAGCGCAGGCCAUCGACCUUGCGAUCCAUUCGCUCCUCAGCACUUUUAUCCAAGCUUCACUACUGAAAACGCGUGGCGAUGGAACUGUUCUAGCAACAUUUGUCUGGCCGAUCAAUCUACCGCCGAAGUUUCUUGAUCUUUUGAGCGAGAAGCAGCCGGAGGCUAUGGUUAUUCUUGCACAUUACUGCGUUCUCAUAUACUGGGGAGAGACUCACCAGGAAGACAAUUGGUUCAUCAGUGGGUGGGCCAAGUAUAUGCUCGAAACGGUAAAGGAAUCGAUACCGGAUGCGUGGCAGGAACAGCUUGAAUGGCCGAUCAUGAUGAUCACAAAAGAACAUGAUUCGCCCAGUGCUGAAGCAGCAUCUUUGGCGCCCCCUCGAGCGAUGGGCUGA
This is a messenger RNA of Fonsecaea multimorphosa CBS 102226, 1287 nucleotides long. RefSeq lists its product as uncharacterized. The coding region runs from base 1 to 1287 and encodes 428 amino acids. Gene Ontology annotation, molecular function: DNA-binding transcription activator activity, RNA polymerase II-specific. Gene Ontology annotation, biological process: regulation of transcription by RNA polymerase II. The record is from RefSeq and is a predicted model, not a curated record. NCBI's taxonomy places the organism in Eukaryota, Fungi, Ascomycota, Eurotiomycetes, Chaetothyriales, Herpotrichiellaceae. The transcript has a single exon.